Messenger RNA from Acanthopagrus latus (yellowfin seabream), 3599 nucleotides. Its product is annotated as neuronal acetylcholine receptor subunit alpha-7-like. NCBI's taxonomy places the organism in Eukaryota, Metazoa, Chordata, Actinopteri, Spariformes, Sparidae. Gene Ontology annotation, cellular component: neuron projection; synapse; postsynaptic membrane. The coding region runs from base 1019 to 2545 and encodes 508 amino acids. Gene Ontology annotation, biological process: regulation of membrane potential; nervous system process; signal transduction. The record is from RefSeq and is a predicted model, not a curated record. The transcript is spliced from 10 exons. Gene Ontology annotation, molecular function: acetylcholine-gated monoatomic cation-selective channel activity; transmembrane signaling receptor activity.
GUUACCUCUUUUUGUGUCCUAAUCACACUACAUGUAUUCCGUUACUCCCCAAGCCUGUAACAGAACAGUCAUCUAUUCAGCACGUACUGCUUUUCACAAUAUUGUUGUUGUUCAGCUCAGUGACCAGCAGAUGUCACCCUGUUGUGAUGAAGUGAAGUGAGUGGAUGCUGUACAACUUUUCCAGCCUCCCUCUUGUUUUCUUUUCUUUUCAAAGUCUUGCAACUCAUUUUGGAAUAAAAGAAGUUCACAUUCAAAUUAACAGUCAGGGACAUAAAGCAGUGGACAAGCUCAUAUGGAGGCUUCAGGACCAACAAGUCAAAGCAACACUCACAAUACAUAACAUGUUUAACUUGUUAACAUAUUUGUACAUCAUCAGUUUGUAUUUAUGUUGUUUUGUUCUUAAAGGUGCGAUAUGUCGUCAAGUAAGAUCAAACUCAGAAAGGUAACAUUAACAAUAUGAACAGGGUUAUAAUACAAACUCAGGUAUUUGCAUAACUAAAUAAACAAGCUGUGUGAAGCUAAAAUGGAGCUUGGGCAGUUUCCUGCAUGAAUAAAUAAAUUACAAAAGUGUGAAGUUGUUCUGUCAUAAAAAUUAGGACUUUUCUCUCUUUAUCAAAAUGUCUUCCCCAGAUUUACAUAGUACACCUUUAAUGUGGUCUGCCGUGUUUGCAGGACUCUGUGAGGGAGCUGUCCUGUCUCCUGCCUCCUGAAUCCUGUCUCCUGCCCCCUGUCUCCUGCCUCCUGCCUCCUGAAUCCUGUCUCCUGCCUCCUGUCUCCUGUCUCUACUUCUGUGGUGUGGAGCAACAAAUCUCAUCGCUGUCCUGCCAAACAGCUAUUCAUUAAGAGGAGGGGUUACUUAAAACACACACACACACACACACACACACACACACACACACACACACACACACACACACACACACACACACACACUACCAUCCCUCCCGCAUCCCGGCAGGUCCACAGAUGAACUGAGGAUCUCCCCGCUGCGCUCCUCUCACUCCUCGCUCGGUUCAACAUGGGCUCGCUGGGUGUCCUGCUGUUCCUCGCGGUCUCCGCCGUCACAGUGAAAGACUCUUUUCAAGGGGAAAACCAGCGCAGGCUAUACAGAGACCUGAUGGCUGACUACAACCCGCUGGUGAGACCAGUCGCUAACGACUCUCAGACUCUCACCGUUCAAUUCGGCUUCAGCCUCAUGCAGAUCAUGGAUGUGGAUGAGAAGAACCAGGUGUUGACGACCAACAUCUGGCUACAACUGUACUGGAACGAUUAUUACCUCCAGUGGGAUCAAUUAGAAUAUCCAGGUGUGACCAAUGUGAGAUUUCCUGACAAUCUCAUUUGGAAGCCGGACAUUCUGCUGUACAACAGUGCUGAUGAAAGAUUUGAUGCUACUUUCCACACCAACAUUUUGGUCAACUCGUCAGGCUACUGUUCCUACUUACCUCCAGGGAUCUUCAAGAGCACCUGUCACAUCGAUGUGCGCUGGUUCCCCUUUGAUGUCCAGAAAUGUGAGCUGAAGUUUGGCUCCUGGACGUAUGGGGGCUGGUCUCUGGACCUGAAGAUGCUGGAGGCGGAUAUCACCGGCUACAUCGCCAACGGAGAGUGGGAUCUCGUCGAGGUUCCAGGUCGGACGAAUAAGCGUGUCUACGACUGCUGUCCGGAGCCGUACCCCGACGUCACCUUCACCGUGGUGAUGCGGAGGCGAACCCUCUACUACGGCCUCAACCUGCUCAUCCCCUGUGUCCUGAUCUCCACUCUGGCUCUGCUCGUCUUCCUACUGCCAGCUGACUCUGGAGAGAAGAUCUCCCUGGGCAUCACAGUCCUGCUCUCCCUGACUGUCUUCAUGCUGCUGGUUGCAGAGAUUAUGCCCGCCACAUCCGACUCCGUGCCUUUAAUAGCUCAGUACUUUGCCACCACCAUGGUGAUUGUUGGUCUCUCAGUAAUUGCUACAGUUCUGGUCUUACAAUAUCACCACCACGACCCUGAUGGAGGCAAGAUGCCGAAGUGGACCCGUGUGAUCCUGCUGAACUGGUGCGCCUGGUUCCUGCGGAUGAAGCGCCCCGGUGAGGACCGAGUGCGUUCAGCCUGUCACAACAAGGCUCCACGCAGCAGCCUGACCAGCGUUGAACUCAGCGCCAGCGCCUCAGCCUCCCAGUCCAACAACGGCAACAUGCUGUACGUCGGCGUCCGUGGCCUGGAGAGCUACUCCACAGCCGCCACCUCGCCUGACUCCGGCGUCCUCUGUGGACGGCUGGUGGGACGACCAGGUGAGGAGGAGAUGCUCCUCGCCACAGGUCACGCUGCCUCAGUGGCCACCGUGGAACCAGAGCUGGCCAAAAUCCUGGACGAGGUGCGGUUUAUUGCCAAACGCUUCCGUGACCAAGACGAGGACAAGUCCAUGUGCAACGAGUGGAAAUUUGCUGCGUCUGUCAUCGACAGGCUUUGUCUUAUGGCGUUCUCACUCUUCACCAUCCUCUGCACCAUCGGGAUCCUCAUGUCAGCACCUAACUUUGUAGAGGCCAUUUCCAAAGACUUUUUCACUUAAAGCCUUUGCCAGGAAAUAAGUGCUUCAAAAACAAAAUAUAAGCCAAUACCAAUAUUCAAUCUUAUCACAGAAAUCAUUUGUUCACACGUGGGGAUAAUUGGAUACGGUGAAAUCUGCUAAUAUGGGACCUGUAUGUCCCCAAAGUCAGAUUGAGGCUAAAUCUGGGUAAUGCAUAAAUAGUUUAAUUUGUUCAUUACAUAAUGGAGAUGAAAAUGCAAACCAGUCGCUAGAAUGAAUGUUUGGAAUGUAUGUUACCGCAAACCACAGAUAUGUCCAUGCUUUACUUUUCAUCAUGUUCACAUUUUUAAUUUUAUUUUGUGUUUUGGUUAAAACAUACUCAGUUUUUAGCUGCAAAUGGCAAAAAAAAAAAAAAAGUCUCCAGUGGUUUCCUCACAUUGCGGUUUCUCAUCUCGCAGCCGUCUCGCCCAACUGUGAUCUCAUCACUCUCCUGACACGAAAGAAAAAAAUGUUGAUGUGAUACAUAUGAAAAGUACAAAUGUAAUGUAUCUGAUGUUUUCAGAAAUGUUACACUGCCAACGUUUGAUUCUGGCAACGUUUUGAUUCUAAGCUGUGAAAAUGACCAGCUCUUGCCUUUGAUUUUUAAAGUGGCUUAUGACUAAUACCACAAAACAUGUAGUCGUUUGUUAUGUGAUGUUUCCUCUGUAUUGUUGUUCUGUAAACUGUAUCUUAGAAGAUCUUCUCUAAAUUGUAAAAACAUAAAGCUUAACAACCACUGUAUGUUGAAAUGUAUCAGUUCUAUCACAAGAAUACUCAUAUAUCCAGUUGUGAUGAUGUAAAUCACCUAUAUAUUAAAACAAAUUAUUAUUGAUUAUUGUCUAAAGCUUAACUGAACACCUCAGUUUAACAAUGUAGUCACUUAGUUUGACUGAUUGUUCCUCACUCAUUUUUCAUCAUUUUGUGAUAACUUAAGGGUUACCAUGAGGUCAACUCUGUUUUUUUUACAUCACUUAAUUUCAAUGUAUGAUGUUUUUGUUCUCAUCGAGUCAACAAGUUCACAAAUAAAUGAUUUUUUCUAUGUAACAAUGUGACAGCA